CAGAGGACAAGCAGUCACUCCGCCAGGCCCACGCUGACCACGCUCAGGCCCUCCAGGAUGGUGUCCCACAAGGCCCUGGCGGCCCUGCUGCUGGUUCACGUUGCCGCUCUGCUGGCCUCCCAGACGGAAGCUUUCGUUCCCAUCUUCACCUACAGCGAGUUCCAGAAGAUGCAGGAAAAGGAGCGGAACAGGGAGCAAAAGAAAUCACUGGGCGAACAGCAGAGGCCUGAAGAGGUGGGUCCUCUGGACCCCGCGGAGCUCACGGAGGAGGAAGACAGCCAAGUUAUCAAGCUCACUGCUCCCGUGGAAAUUGGAAUGAGGAUGAACUCCAGGCAGCUGGGAGAGUACCCACAGUGGAAGGGCUGCUGCCCGCCCAGAGCGAACGAGCUGUUUUCUCCCACCAUCUCUCCUGUUGUGGAGCAGGCGGCUUGA
Molecule: messenger RNA, 432 nt
Organism: Pipistrellus kuhlii (Kuhl's pipistrelle)
Lineage: Eukaryota; Metazoa; Chordata; Mammalia; Chiroptera; Vespertilionidae
Gene: MLN
Product: motilin
Exons: 5
Coding region: 58-432 (124 amino acids)
Cellular component (GO): extracellular region
Molecular function (GO): motilin receptor binding; hormone activity
Source: RefSeq, a predicted model, not a curated record